This is a messenger RNA of Quercus lobata, 897 nucleotides long. Its product is annotated as NAD(P)-binding Rossmann-fold superfamily protein. Gene Ontology annotation, molecular function: oxidoreductase activity, acting on the CH-OH group of donors, NAD or NADP as acceptor. The record is from RefSeq and is a predicted model, not a curated record. Gene Ontology annotation, cellular component: membrane. Lineage: Eukaryota; Viridiplantae; Streptophyta; Magnoliopsida; Fagales; Fagaceae. Bases 1 to 897 code for a protein of 298 amino acids. The transcript is spliced from 4 exons.
AUGGAGUACUCCAAAGAACAUGAGGCACCUUUUUCCUCUCCUUCUCUACCCUCAAACAAGUGGUGGUCCAAGGAUACUGUGGCUAUUGUGACAGGAGCAAACAAGGGGAUUGGGUUUGCCAUGGUGAAGAGAUUGGCACAACUGGGAUUGACUGUGAUUUUAACUGCUAGAGACAUAGAGAAAGGGCACAAGGCAAUCGAGGAACUGAGAAACCAAGGGCUUGAUGAUGUACACUUCUUUCGCCUUGAUGUCUCAGAACCUGCUUCGAUCAACACUUUUGUAUCAUGGUUUGCAAGAAUUUUCGGAGCAUUGGAUAUUCUAGUGAACAAUGCCGCUGUGUCAUUCAAUGAAAUCGAUGAGAAUUCAGUGGAGCAUGCAGAGACAGUGAUCAAAACCAAUUUCUAUGGAGCCAAGUUACUGACUGAGGCUCUAUUGCCCAUGUUUCGUCUCUCACAUUCAAAAAGCCGGAUUCUCAAUAUUAGCUCAAGACUUGGCUCCCUAAAUAAGCUGAAAAACCCUAAUAUAAAAAACAUACUACAAAGUGAAAAUUUGUCAGAGAAGCAUAUUGAGGCUAUGGUAAGUUUGUUUCUUCAAAAUGUGAAGAAUGGAACAUGGGAAAGACAAGGGUGGCCAGAAUUAUGGACUGACUAUGCGGUAUCAAAGCUUGCACUAAAUGCAUACACAAGGGUUUUGGCAAAGCGCUACAUGGGAAGAGGUAUAAGUCUGAAUUGCUUUUGUCCUGGCUUCACUCAGACAUCAAUGACUCGCGGUAAAGGCACACACACUGCCGAUGAUGCUGCUGAUAUUGGAGCUAGGCUAGCCUUGCUUCCACCUGAGGAAUUACCGAGUGGAAGAUUUUACUUGAGUGGUACAAGUAUUGUUAAUUCUAAGUUAUAG